GAGGGGGCGCGCGCUUCCCGGAACAGCCCGCGCUGAGGGAAGAGAGGAAGAAAAUAAAACCCGUGGCUGGAGCUGAAGCUGGAGCUGCCGCCGCUGCCGCCGCCGCCGCCGCCGCCUUGGCAGUCUGGAGCUCCCCCGCGCGGACGAUGCCCGCGGUGCCCGCGCGGGGCUCGGGGCGGUGAGGCCCGGGGCGCGGGGUAGCUAUGGCGACCGCUAGCGCGGCCCGCGGUGCCGCCUGACAGGUGUGGGCCCCGGCGGCGGCAGCGGCGGCGGCGGCGGCGGCUCCGAGCAGCAUGUACGCCAAGGGGGGCAAGGGCUCGGCCGUGCCCUCCGACAGCCAGGCCCGCGAGAAGUUGGCGCUCUAUGUGUACGAGUACCUGCUGCACGUCGGCGCCCAGAAGUCAGCCCAGACCUUCCUUUCCGAGAUCCGAUGGGAGAAGAACAUUACACUGGGGGAGCCCCCAGGCUUCCUGCAUUCCUGGUGGUGCGUGUUCUGGGACUUGUACUGUGCAGCACCUGACCGCAGAGAGGCGUGUGAGCACUCGAAUGAGGCCAAGGCCUUCCAGGACUACAGUGCUGUAGCGGCCCCCAGUCCUGUGAUGGGGAGCAUGGCCCCCAACGACGCGAUGGCAGCAGGCCCCAUGGCCCCCAGCUUCUUCCAGGGCCCCCCUGGCUCCCAGCAACCCCCCCACAACCCCAACGCCCCCAUGAUGGGGCCUCAUGUUCAGCCCUUCAUGUCACCGCGGUUCCCAGGGGGCCCCCGGCCCACCCUGCGGAUGCCGAGUCAGCCUCCUGUGGGGCUCCCCGGCUCCCAGCCCCUCCUCCCUGGCACCAUGGAACCCUCCCCACGUGCUCAGGGGCAUCCUAGCCUGGGCCCGAUGCAGAGAGUGACACCUCCACGGGGCAUGGCCAGCAUUGGACCCCAGAGCUACGGAGGUGGCAUGCGGCCCCCACCCAACUCCCUCGCCGGCCCGGGCCUGCCCACCAUGAACAUGGGCCCUGGAGUGCGAGGCCCCUGGGCCAGCCCCAGUGGAAACUCGAUUCCCUAUUCCUCCUCCUCCCCCGGCAGCUACACGGGACCCCCAGGAGGAGGUGGGCCCCCUGGAACACCCAUCAUGCCCAGCCCUGGAGACUCCACCAACUCCAGCGAGAACAUGUACACUAUCAUGAACCCUAUUGGGCCGGGCGCCGGCAGGGCUAAUUUCCCGCUCGGCCCUGGUCCGGAGGGCCCCAUGGCGGCCAUGAGUGCGAUGGAACCUCACCACGUGAACGGAUCCCUGGGCUCGGGCGAUAUGGACGGGUUGCCGAAGAGCUCCCCCGGCGCCGUGGCCGGCCUGAGCAACGCCCCGGGCACCCCGCGGGACGACGGCGAGAUGGCGGCCGCCGGGACCUUCCUGCACCCGUUCCCGAGCGAAAGCUACUCGCCCGGGAUGACCAUGAGCGUGUGAUGGGGCAGCAGCCCCUUGCCCACUGCCGGCCUCGGCUUCUGCCCAGUGCCCCUGCCUGGGACCAAGGUCCAGGGCCUGGGGCAGUCUGCUGGGUGAGGGUCUGAGAUCACACCUCGGGCGACUGUACUCCAUCCAGUUGAAGGAUUGGACAGCUUGGAGGCCCCACACGAAGGACUCGCAUUUUAUAAAAAAACAAAACGCAAGGACCUCAGAGACGUUCUUUCCUGUAUAGGCCCUUCCCGCUAUUUCUAUUUUGUCCCUGGGGGAUUCUUGGGGACCUCCUUUCCCCUGGACGGCAGGGGUGGGCCCCAUCAAUAAAUGUAACUUGGUUUUGGUUUUUGGUA
Molecule: messenger RNA, 1792 nt
Organism: Neogale vison (American mink)
Lineage: Eukaryota; Metazoa; Chordata; Mammalia; Carnivora; Mustelidae
Gene: SSBP4
Product: single stranded DNA binding protein 4
Exons: 18
Coding region: 294-1448 (384 amino acids)
Biological process (GO): positive regulation of transcription by RNA polymerase II
Cellular component (GO): nucleus
Molecular function (GO): protein binding; single-stranded DNA binding
Source: RefSeq, a predicted model, not a curated record